AUGGCAUUUCUUCCAAUAAUGUUUGGUUCAAACAACUGGGGACCUCAUAUUCGUUGCCCUCGUCGCUACCGGAAUGAUUUCGUCGGGGACAUUAUAACACCCCUAGCAAUAAUGCAAGCUAUGUUAGAUUCAGAAAAUGAACAAGAUUCAAAAAAUGUGAGUUCAACCCUCCAACAGCGACCGGCGUCGGCGGUAACUAUUGAUAAAAAUAAAUUCCAAGCCAAUUUUGAUGUGCAACAUUUUAAACCAGAUGAAAUUACUGUCAGAGUAGCUGACAAUUAUGUUACUGUCGAAGCUAAACACGAGGAAAAACAAGAUGAACAUGGCCACAUAUACCGACAUUUCAUCAGAAAAUACAAAUUACCAGAAAAUUGUGAUUCGAGUAGAUUAGAAUCCAGGUUGUCUACAGAUGGAGUUCUAACAGUCGUCGCUCCUCUUAUGGGGGAUAAAACCGAGCAGAGAACCAUUCCGAUAACUCAAACUGGCCAACCGGUUAGAACAGCCGAAAAGAAAAAACCGGAGGAAGAAAAACCAAUGGAGUAAAUCGAGUUUUUGAAAAAUCUCUUUUGUUAUAAGACUGUUUUUGCUGUAUUACGUAUUAUUUCCUAACUAGUUUUAAAAAAAUAAUUUAAGUUUUUUUUUUAUUUUGUUAGUGUUUAAAUUUUUCUAUAGAAAAUGUAAGUUUUUUUUAAAAUUUGUAUUACAUUACACUACUAUGAAUGUAACAAAAAUUCAAUAAAAGUCAACUUUGAAUCA
Diorhabda carinulata is the source of this 756-nucleotide messenger RNA. RefSeq names its product alpha-crystallin A chain-like. Gene Ontology annotation, molecular function: protein folding chaperone. The transcript has a single exon. NCBI's taxonomy places the organism in Eukaryota, Metazoa, Arthropoda, Insecta, Coleoptera, Chrysomelidae. The record is from RefSeq and is a predicted model, not a curated record. Bases 1 to 543 code for a protein of 180 amino acids. Gene Ontology annotation, biological process: response to heat; protein refolding.